AUGCCAGAAUACAAUCUAUACAGUACGCAGCAAGAAUUCCGAAAUUGUGCCGUUGAAGCUUGCAAUAUGAACACAUUUCUACAACUGAUUGAAUGUUCAUUUCCUCAAGAAUGCUCUGAACAAAUUCUAAACAACUUAUUCUUCGAUUAUCGUCAACUUGUAUGUCAAAAAAUGUGGGAAGAGGAACAACAACAAAAGCAACAAAAAGAGGAAAUGAAUAAAAGUAAUGAAACUGAUUGUGAAAAUGAAAAAUUGGAUGAUGAGAAUGAUGAUUAUUUUUGGUCAUAA
Molecule: messenger RNA, 288 nt
Organism: Meloidogyne enterolobii
Lineage: Eukaryota; Metazoa; Nematoda; Chromadorea; Rhabditida; Meloidogynidae
Source: the annotation of a GenBank genome assembly